AUGGUAAACUUUCAGAAUCGUGUUCCUGUACAGUUUCUGUAUGCAUUAGCUCACCCUGGACAGCUCAUGCCAGGGAUCCUGGGUAGAAGAAAAUGUUCCUGGAAACCGUGGAUGGUUGCUCUUACUACCACGGCUGUUUCAUUGGCUUUAGCAAUAACCAUUGGACUCCUUGUUUACUUUUUGGUGUAUGAUGAGAAGACUUAUUACUACCAGGCCUCCUUCCGGAUUCCCAGCAUUACAUAUAGCUCAGAUUUAUCUAUAGAACAGUCAAGACUUCGGAUAGACCUGAAACAAAAACUCAGCAAUGAGAUAGAUGUGAUUUUUCACAGAUCCAGUUUAAAGCAUCAUUAUAUCAAAUCUCAGGUUGUCAACUUCAGGCCAAGUAAUGAUGGUUUGAAAGCAGACAUACUGAUUAAAUUUCAGUUUCCCCGUAACAGUGUGGGCACUUUGAAAAGACAAGCUGAUAGCAUUUUGCACAAGAAGUUGCAAUCCACCCAGAGCUUCAUGAAGAGAGACACUUCAUUACCUAAUCUUAGAGAAAUGAAUGCAGCACAAGCAGAGAAUAUUCUAAACAGUGAUUGUGGCUUGGGGAUGGAGUACCCACUUACAGCAAGAAUUGCUAAUGGCAAACCUGCAGACAAAGCUUCCUGGCCAUGGCAAAGCAGCCUGCAGGUGGAUGGUAUCCACCUCUGUGGUGCAUCCCUGAUUGGCUCCCAGUGGCUCCUGACCUCUGCUCACUGCUUUGAUACUUACAAAAACCCCAAACUGUGGACAGUCAGUUUUGGGACAACCCUAAGCCAUCCACUGACGACAAGAAAGGUAGCGUCCAUCAUUAUUCAUGAGAACUACGCAGCUCACAAGCACGACGAUGAUAUUGCUGUGGUCAAGCUCUCCAGCCCCGUCCUGUUUUCUGAAAACCUGCGCAGAGUCUGUCUCCCUGAUGCUACCUUUCAAGUCUUGCCGAAGAGUAAAGUGUUUGUCACUGGAUGGGGAGCUUUGAAAGCAAAUGGUCCCUUUCCCAAUUCUCUCCAAGAGGUUGAAAUAGAGAUCAUAAGUAAUGAUGUAUGUAACCAAGUGAAUGUGUAUGGUGGAGCUAUAUCAUCAGGAAUGAUAUGUGCUGGGUUCUUGACAGGAAAACUGGACGCCUGUGAGGGUGAUUCUGGAGGGCCCCUGGUCAUUCCACACGAUGGAAAUAUCUGGUAUCUUCUUGGCAUUGUUAGCUGGGGAAUUGACUGUGGAAAAGAAAACAAGCCCGGAAUUUACACGAGAGUGACUCAUUAUCGGAACUGGAUUAAAUCGAAAACUAACAUCUAA
Molecule: messenger RNA, 1314 nt
Organism: Microtus ochrogaster (prairie vole)
Lineage: Eukaryota; Metazoa; Chordata; Mammalia; Rodentia; Cricetidae
Product: transmembrane protease serine 11G
Exons: 10
Coding region: 1-1314 (437 amino acids)
Biological process (GO): proteolysis
Molecular function (GO): serine-type endopeptidase activity
Source: RefSeq, a predicted model, not a curated record